Messenger RNA from Miscanthus lutarioriparius, 1434 nucleotides. Lineage: Eukaryota; Viridiplantae; Streptophyta; Magnoliopsida; Poales; Poaceae. The record is from the annotation of a GenBank genome assembly.
AUGCCUUCGUGGACCUGCAAAAGGAGCAGAUUGAUAAGGCGAUGGUCGGCUGAAGGAUAUGUGAAGCAUGAUCAUUCACGCAGCACUCUAGUUGUUGCAGAAGAUAACUUCAAGAAACUAGUUGACCAGAGUACCAUUUGGCCAAUUGAUACAAGCAAGAAUGCAAAUGUGAAGACUUGCAGAGCUCAUAGCAUCUUCCACGAGUUCCUGCUGUACAUGUCCAUGUCUUCUAAGUUCAUUACAUCUUUCAACAACGAAGAGAGAAAAGACUACCGCCACCUCUUUAUUCAGAACACACCAAACAGCAAGUAUGGGGAUGAUGAAGAGAAAUCCCGUGCCCAUUCUCUGACGAUCUAUGGAAGUGCAGGUGAAGCUGCUGGGUAUUUUGCCAAGUAUCAGCUGCUGAGAGUCUUGGAUUUGGAAGAAUGCAAGGAUUUGGAGGACAAACAUCUUGAUGGCAUACACAAGCUAUGGUAUCUGAAAUACUUGAGUGUCGGGGACAAAAUAAGCAGACUGCCGAAGCAUAUUGAGAAAUUACAUUGCUUAGAGACCCUCGACAUGAGGAAGACAAAGAAAGUUAUCAUAUUACCCGUGGAAGUCAUCAAGCUGCCCCACCUAGCUCAUCUGUUGGGAAGGUUCAAGCUUGAUAAGAGGGACUGGGACAAAAGUGAACCACAAAAGUAUGUGCCUGAAAAAAGCAAUCUGCAAACGCUAGCAGGAUUUGUCACAGACAAUAACUCUGGGUUUUCAAAGUUAAUGCUUUAUAUGAAGAUAUUGAAAAAGGUUAAGAUAUGCUGCAACUCGACAACUGAUGAGGGCCUUGAUGGCCUUUUAGUGGCUAUUGAAAACUUCGUGCAGGCUGACUUGGACACAGGUGUUUGUGUUCGUUCUCUGUCAUUAGAUAUUGGGAAUUUUUCAGUAAGGAUCCUGCGUUCUCUAGCAUAUGCCUCCCCAAGACUGAAGAAGGAGCUUUGCCCGAUCUCCCUCUCACUUCGGCUUCUCAAUCAUGGUUUAGAUGGGCUAUCUGGCAUCGAAAUCAAAUGGCACAAAAUUCUCCAGGAAAUUGCACUUGACUCUGAGGUUAAGCAGGAAACAAAAACUGAUUGGGAAGAUUCAGCUAAGAAGCAUCCAAAGAGACCAAGAGUUUUGUAUCUGAAAAGUGUUGAUCUGAAUGGCACGGGGUCUAUGAAAAACAGGCACGCUCUAUUCUCUGCGCUCGCCGAUCCGCGCUUGGGAUGGCAGGGCAAGCGCGUCGGAAGGCAGAGGCAGUGCGUGGCCGACAGGCGGGCCUGGAGUGUGGAGGUGAACGUGUCAGCUGUGGAGUGGCGCGCUGGCAUGUCCACGCGGCGCCGACAGGAAGUGGAGAUCGAAGGCAAUGGACGCCACCGCUGGCUGUGGAGGAUCUGCGACGGCGAUGCCCCAGGCUGGUGGUGA